Molecule: messenger RNA, 2224 nt
Organism: Etheostoma spectabile (orangethroat darter)
Lineage: Eukaryota; Metazoa; Chordata; Actinopteri; Perciformes; Percidae
Gene: rilpl1
Product: Rab interacting lysosomal protein-like 1
Exons: 10
Coding region: 311-1684 (457 amino acids)
Biological process (GO): cilium assembly
Cellular component (GO): ciliary basal body; cytoplasm
Molecular function (GO): protein dimerization activity; dynein light intermediate chain binding; small GTPase binding
Source: RefSeq, a predicted model, not a curated record
UCAACAUGGCGGACUUGACAAUGGCGGUGGUCGUGGUCACUAGCUAACGGGGACAGCAGCGCAGGCAGGACCGCGAUGGGCCGAUAUUUACCCCCAAUACGUCAAACUAACGGCCGGACUCAGCCGUUGGUGAUGGACCAACGGUAGUUACGGUUGUUUUACGCUAUUUUUACGACGUGUUAGGUUACAGUUUCUAAAGGGAGAAGCGGCAGAGUUUAGCUAACUUGGCGGAAUUGUUCUUCCCGGGAAGGAAGUUUGCUGUUGCGGAGGAAACGGAGUAGGAAACCGGGGAGGGCCGAACUAUCCCGACAUGGAGGACUCCGGGUCGGCCCUGGAGAAGAACGUCGCGGACCUCACGGUGAUGGACGUGUACGACAUCGCCGCGGUGGUGGGCCAGGAGUUCGAGCGGAUCAUAGACCAGUACGGCUGCGAGGCUCUGUCCCGGCUCAUGCCCAAAGUGGUGCGCGUGCUGGAGAUCCUGGAGGUGAUGGUGAGCCGCAACAGCAUCAGCCCGGAGACCGAGGAGCUGCGGCUGGAGCUGGACAAGCUGCGGCUGGAGCGGAUGGACCGGCUGGAGAAGGAGAAGAAGCACCGAAUGGAGCUGGAGCUGGUGGAGGACGUGUGGAGAGGAGAAGCUCAGGACCUGCUCACCCAGAUCGCCCAGCUGCAGGAGGAGAACAAGUCCCUCCUCACCAACAUGUCCAACAAAGACCCCAUGAGUGAGGAGGACCUGCAGCGGCAUGAGGGUAUGACGGAGAGAGAGAGGCAGGUGAUGAAGAAGCUUAAAGAGGUGGUGGACAAGCAGAGAGACGAGAUCCGGGCCAAGGAUCGUGAGCUCACGCUGAAAAACGAGGACAUAGAAGCACUUCAGCAGCAGCAGUCUCGCCUCAUGAAAAUCAACCACGACCUCCGCCAUAAAAUCUCCGUUGUGGAGGCUCAAGGGAAAGCUCUGAUUGAACAGAAGGUGGAACUGGAGGCCGGGGCUCAGGCGCGGGGGCAGGAAGUCACUGCGCUUCGGCAGGAAGUUGCACGCUUAAGGGAACGCCUUCAAGGAAGCCUGCCUGCCCAGAACCCUGAGGAACCCCCACCUCUACCCCCCUCACCUGCAGAGCAUGGUAAAGCUGCUACAGUGGUGGUGGGGGCUGAGAGCUGGUCAGACAGACCUGACCCCUCAGAGCUGAUGUUGGGCGGGUUUGACCCCUCCCUGCCUGGUUCCCUCAGCCCAGAGGGACACGAGGAUGGGAAUGAGGAGGCUGAGGACGAGGCCGUGUUGCUUUGGGAGGCGAUGUGCGAUGAGGACAUGCCGGCUGUGUUCCAAUAUUUUACAAAGGAGGCGAUGUGCGAGGAGGAGACAGGAGGCUUGGACCCAAAGGACCCCAACCGACCCCGGUUCACCCUGCAGGAGCUGAGGGACGUCCUCCACGAGAGGAACGAGCUCAAAGCCAAAGUCUUCCUGCUGCAGGAGGAGCUGGCCUACUACAAAAGUGAUGAGACAGAAGAUGAGAUCGUUACUCCUUCCUCGUCUCCUUCACCUGAACUAAGGACUCGCUCCCGCUCUUCUGCACAGCCAGAGUCAGGAAUCAAACGCCUGAUCUUCACCGCCAUUAUGCCGAUGGUGGCGGCUGGUUUGAUCCCAGAUGACCCCACUUUACAGCCAAUCAGACGUCUCAUAUCGCUUGUUUAGUUUCUUCUCUCGUGACAAGCAGCGUAACUUGCACCGCAGUGAGCCGUUUGACUCCGGCUCGUGGACGGGGAAGGAGGACGUGUACACGGAACAAGCCCAGGAGGCGUUACAGCACUUGUAGAGUCGCCGGACUGGAAACAAAACUCCAAAAAACUCUUAACUCUCCACGUCCAUCACUCGAGGUCCCGGAUCCUGAAGUGUUCGAUCGCACACCAAAACCCCCUACCGGUGACUCACACUGCACCUGAACAUAUCUGGGGCUUGAGGUGAGACAGACGAGAGGGAUUCACCUAGAAUGAGGCUCCAGCUUGAUUAGAAGUGUAUUUAAUCCCCUGAGAAUACUAUAUAAUAUACAAACUGUGUAUCUCAUUGAGCGAUGGCGUAUACUAAGACUUUAAAAAUGCUAGAACAUGUGUUGGUGCCCGAAGGGUUUGACGGAAUCACACGCGCUUCACGUGAUCUGGAGAGAGGGUAAACUCAAGUUGUAGGAUUGAAAGUAGAAAGUGGUUGAAUGAUGUGUUGAGUGGGUGAAAAGGACGA